This is a messenger RNA of Coregonus clupeaformis (lake whitefish), 2896 nucleotides long. Its product is annotated as adhesion G protein-coupled receptor G3. Lineage: Eukaryota; Metazoa; Chordata; Actinopteri; Salmoniformes; Salmonidae. The record is from RefSeq and is a predicted model, not a curated record. Gene Ontology annotation, cellular component: membrane. The coding region runs from base 268 to 2079 and encodes 603 amino acids. Gene Ontology annotation, biological process: cell surface receptor signaling pathway; adenylate cyclase-activating G protein-coupled receptor signaling pathway. The transcript has 15 exons. Gene Ontology annotation, molecular function: G protein-coupled receptor activity.
CAAAUUUCACAAUUUGGCUAUGGCGUUUUUGUGUUGGUGGUUUAUUGUUUUGUGUUGGUGGUUUAUAAAGCAUCCCCUUCCCAACCACUUUGUCCUGUUGUUUGGUUGGAUCUCAGAGGGAAUGGAAGAUAUUGUAUCAGAUUUUGUGAGAAAUCUUGUGAGCCCGCAGCAGAUAAUUAUACAAUACAUCGUGUGGCUGAACGCAAUUCUAACAGACCUGAAUACAAGUGCACAAUUUCCUGUCUUCCACUGAUAUGUAUUUUAAUAAUGGACUUAAGAAAUAUCCAUCAGUGCAUCGACUUUGGACAAAGUGAGGUGCCUUCAUUCACAUGGAGCUCAAACUGCAAACUUCCUGAUUCGUUGUCUGGAUUAUCAGAUUGCAUCAUCAACAUCAUUCAUCCAUAUGUUGAUGACUGCAAAGAAACGCCUCUAAUGAAAUGUGUGGAUCAAUGGACCUUUAUCAACAUGGAAAAUCUAAGUCAGACCACUACUAUUAAACCACAAAAUAACAUCACGAUCACCACCUCAAAUAUUUUGAGAGAAUGUGAUUCUGAAGACAUUGGACAGACAUAUAAAAAUAAUGACCUGAUCUCUGUUGAUGAAUUGAUCAGGAAAUGUAAAGGAAAGUCAAAUACAGUAAAGAAUGUCCAGAAGUUGAUUUCCAUAAAAAACACAUUUCACAACAUUACCAAGCAGGGACCUCAGAAAGUAAUCCUUGAAAGCCUCAAAGGCUCAGUGACAUCACAUCAGAAGAACAAUUUGUUAAACUUUAGAAUGGCUCUACCCUCCACCAAUAAGGCCACGUUGGAGAAGAUGGAUGACAUUUGGUUGGAGAUUCCUACUGAGGAUUUUAAUGAUUUUCUGGGAAAGACAAAAGGGGAAGUUAACCUGGGAGCAUUUUGGUUUGAGAAUGACAGCCUGUUCCCGGUGGAGGAGAACAACACUAAGCUCCUAAACAGUCGAGUGGUAUCCAUCGAUGUGGGAGAGGACAUCUCAGGCCUCAGUACCAAUAUAAAGAUAACGUUCCUCUUCCAGAAUGCAUCACUGGAAAACAAAUCACUAACAUGUGUGUUCUGGGAUGUUGGAAAUGAUAAUGUUGCACAUUGGAAUUCCUCUGGAUGUGUCACUGAGACAGAGGAAAAUCAAACAGUAUGCUCUUGUGACCACCUUUCAUUCUUCGCAGUACUUAUGGCACCAGACAGUGUCUCCAGUGCCAGUCUGAGCUCCUCCUCUGUGUGGUUGCUGACGUUGUUGUCUAGGGUGGGCUGUGGAAUAUCCCUCUGUUUCCUGUGUCUGGCUCUCCUAAUCCACCUCAGAAGGGGUAAAUCUGAUGAUUCCCUGUGUAUCCACAUCCACCUGUGCGUGGCGCUGUUGUGCCUCAACCUGACCUUCCUCACCAACGACAGCCUAGCCUCUCUUGGCAUCCACGGCCUGUGUGUUGCUACAGCAACAGCCACCCACUACUCCCUGCUGUGUACCCUCACCUGGUUCUCCCUGGAAGGCUUCCACCUCUACCUGCUCAUCAUCCGGGUCUUCAACAUCCACUUCAACAGAUACCUCCUCAAACUGGGCCUGGUAGGAUGGGGAAUACCUGGCAUAGUAGUUACCAUAAUUGUCGCUUGUGGCAAAUAUGGAGAAUACAACCUAUACCAGCAAGACGGUGGGGCUGUUAAAAUGUGCUGGUUGACUGACUCUGCUCUGACCACGGUGUCCUUCUCGUACUUCGUGCUGACAUUCGUGGUGAACGUGCUGUGCUUUGGGUCUGUGACAGUGAAGGUGGUGAGGGCACACCGUCAGAGUCCAGUCCUGAGGGGGAGUGGUAUGAGCAGGGGGACAGUACUCAGUCUGCUGGGUCUGGCCUGGCUCCUGGGGGUCUCCUGGGGGGUCCUGCUCUUCCAGUUUGGCCCCCUGAAGGAGACAGCCUUCUACAUCUUCUGCACCGUCAACUCUCUCCACGGCUUCUUCCUGUUUCUACGCUAUUGGGCUUUAACUCGGCCAGAGAAGGCAUCUAUCUCCACGGCAACCACUGUAGCUUCUUCAACUGAGAUGCAUCCAACUGAGAGGCUAGUCCCUGACUAACAUGGUUAAACCUUUUACUACUAAUACCACUGCUUCCAUUUUGUUACCACAGAAGCACAAUAUUUAGUAUGUUGGUUUUUAACAUACCACUAUAGGCAAACAUAAGCAUAAAUUAAAGUGUAAGCACCAAAAUAAAAACAUGUUUCCAGGUUUGCUCGUAAGUUUACUGUGCUCAUAUAUAUAUUUUUUUUUCAAAGUUUCAAAGUGUUGUAUUUUGUGACACACCUUCCAUGCAUAUUCAGUUUUGAUGUGUAUAGUCCUAGGCAAAUAAGCAACACAUCUAUUAGGUUCAAAUUAUUUUCCUCCCCAUCUCUGAAAAUAUUAACAAAUAAGUUUGGCUACCCGAUCUAUCACUCACCAUUGUGCAUGAGGGUAAGAUGGAGUGGUCGACUAUCAAGUGGUGCCUUUCUGUUUCUUUGAUUGUCAUAAAAAAAUCAUCUGAAAGAUAGUAUGUCCUUUUUUAGUCCAUCUGUAACAUUUUGGAUCAUUUUGAUUUCCCCUUUGGUUUUUGCAGAAUAGUUCUACAGUAUAUAGUCUCAUAGCCUAUGGGCUACCUGAGAUAAAAUUAGGCCUAAAUUAGUCAAGUAGAUAGUACCUUAUCAUAACACAAAAACAAUAUUUGCAGGGAUGUGAAAUUAAUGGUUACAAAUUUAUAUUUUUAUUAAGAUUGUGUAGACGGUUUUUUUGUGUAAAUAAUGUAUUUGUGUAAAUAAUAAUUUGAAAGGGGGAGAUGCCUCACAAGACUCUCUGUGUUUUUCUAUCUCUCCUGCAUAUGCUCUUUUAAUUUUCCUUUUAAUCUAUGAUCAUAUUGUUUUGU